AUGUGCUCCCGGAAACAGAAGCGGGUUUUGCAGACCCUGCUGCUCCUCGUCGUGGUCUUCGGCUGCAUCUACGGCGCCACGCUCUACUACGAGCUGCAGGGCCAGCUGCGCAAGGCCGAGGCCAUGGCCCUCAAGUACCAGCAGCACCAGGAGUCCCUCUCCGCUCAGCUACAAGUUGUAUAUGAGCACAGGUCAAGAUUAGAGAAGUCAUUACAAAAGGAAAGGCUGGAACAUAAGAAAGCAAAAGAAGAUUUUCUUGUUUAUAAACUUGAAGCACAGGAAACCCUAAAUAAAGGAAGGCAAGACUCCAACAGCCGCUACAGCGCGCUGAGCGUGCAGCACCAGAUGCUCAAGAGUCAACAUGAAGAGCUAAAAAAACAGCAUGCUGACCUGGAGGAAGAUCACCGAAAACAAGGAGAAGAGUUUAGCAGAACGUUCAGUGAUCACAAGGAGCGAUAUUUACAACUGCAGCAAGAAAAAGAGCAGGAAAUUUCUAAGCUGAAGGAAUCACUCUAUAAUUUACGAGAAGAGAACAGACAGCUGAGAAAAGCUCACCAAGAUGUUCACACUCAGCUACAAGAUGUCAAGCAACAGCAUAAGAACUUACUGUCCCAACACAACCAGCUUGUAGUGACGCUGGAAGACCACAAGAGUGCUCUAGCUGCAGCGCAGUCCCAGGUGGAGGAAUACAAACAGCUGAAGGAUACGCUCCACAGAACUGCCUGGCUGCCGAAGCCACGAGAACCGGGUUCUGAUUCAAGUGAGAAGCCAAAAGUGAAAGAAGAAAUAAACACCCAGGAGAAAGAAGAGGAUGCAGAGGGUUUUCAUCUGAGGAAAGGGACUCAUGAGGGCCACCGUGCCAAAGAACUAAAUAUUCAGGAGCAACAAGAAGCAGGAGAGGAUGAAGAGCAACGUGUUGAUCAAGUUGAAGAGGAACGUAAGAAAGAACUUGAAGAGGAAGAAAUGGAGCAGGCAGGUCAGCCCGAGCACUUAGAGGAGGAACAGGAUCAAGUAGCAGAAGAACACGAGUGGAAAAAACAGGAACAGAAAGAGGAAGAAACCAACAUGUUGGGUGAACGUUACCAUCCAGAGGCAGCUUUAACGAAAGCUGUCACCAGAAGACCCAAGGCAGCCUACGAGCAGCAGCUGGAGCAGCAGCAGCUUGCAGUGCGAAGAGCAGAAGAAGCCAGUCAGCUACGAGAGCACCAGGAGCUGCUGCACCAGCAGAGGCUGCGGGGACAGCUGCUACGGCAGCAGCAGCUUCAGGAGAAGGAGCUCGAGCUGCAGAAACGGGCAGAACAAGGAGAAAAACUCUAUAAGAAACAACUCAGCCAGCAAGGUCAUUAUGGUAACAUGGAUCAUGAUAUUGUACAAGGGGAGGAAGAACAAGGUCUUCAGGAAGAAGAAGGAGCUUAUGAACAUGACAACCAGCACCAGGAUGAAGGUGAAGAUGAUGAUCAAAAUAAUGCAAAUGAGCAGCAAGAGCCAGAACAUCAAGCAGAAAAUCAGCAGGCUGACGAGUCGAAGGCAGCAAUGGAAGAUGUGAACCCUGCCGAUGACCCCAACAAUCAAGGAGAAGAUGAGUUUGAGGAAGCUGAGCAAGAGAGAGAGGAAAAUCUACCCGAUGAAAAUGAAAAGCACAAGGAAAACAGUGAGAAGCAGAGACACCCGGGCAUGGAGGAGCACCUGGUGAUGGCAGGAAAUCCUGACCAGCAAGAAGAUAAUGUGGAUGAGCAGUACCAGGAAGAGGGAGAAGAGGAGAUCCAGGAAGACUUGACUGAAGAAAAGAAGCGAGAACUGGAACGAAACGCUGAGGAGCCAUAUGGUGAAAAUGACGAAAAUGCUGAUGAAAAAAAUAACGGGGCGGAUCAAGAGCAAGAAUUGCAAGAAGAGAACAACCACAAAGAAGUUCGUGAAGACAAUUAUGAGGAAGAAGAGGAGGAAGAGGAGGAAGGUGGAGCUAUUGCAGCAAAAACUCGUAGACGAGGGGAGAUGUAGCUCUCUU
This is a messenger RNA of Tinamus guttatus (white-throated tinamou), 2005 nucleotides long. NCBI's taxonomy places the organism in Eukaryota, Metazoa, Chordata, Aves, Tinamiformes, Tinamidae. The record is from RefSeq and is a predicted model, not a curated record.